AUGGAUCCACUAUCGCUACCUGCUCCUGGUUCGAUAUUGUCACCCUCCUCAAACCCCCCAGUUAACCACCCAGAGCAUGACUCACAUAGUGACGAUGACGGUGAAAUCACCAUACAUGAGGUCACAGAGGAGCGUAUUUCAGUCGCAUGGGAGAAGAUCCUUGUGGGUUUCAUCAUAGAAGGACGCCCCUACAGGAAACAAGCAGUCACUGAUGCUCUUAUUGCGGCAUGGAAUCCGAGGAAUAAAGUGGAGAUCAGACCUUUGGAGGCACAAAAAUUUCUAUUCCAGUUUCACCACCGUAUGGAUCUUGAAAAUGUGAUAAUGGAGGGCCCAUGGGCUGUUUCUGGUAACUUGCUCCUGCUUGAGCGGUGGAACCCCUCGCAGAACUGGGAGUUUAGAUUAUGUGAGUUCUGGAUUCAAAUGCAUGGCAUACCCAUUGAACUUAGGGAGGAGACCAUCCUGGUCAAGAUAGCAAGAAAGGGGGGUGAAGUCAACAGAAUUUUAUGGAUUGAAGGUUUCCAAUUUGGUGAGAAAGUCUGCUAUGCUAGAGCACGGGUCCGAGUGGAUGUCACAAAGAGCUUGCGUGCCUCCAUUACUAUCAAACGCGUCAAGGGAUGCAACUCUGUAGUAACCCUAAGGUAUAAGAAACUCCCACUUGUUGCUAUUUUUGUGGUUUGA
Molecule: messenger RNA, 678 nt
Organism: Telopea speciosissima
Lineage: Eukaryota; Viridiplantae; Streptophyta; Magnoliopsida; Proteales; Proteaceae
Exons: 1
Coding region: 1-678 (225 amino acids)
Source: RefSeq, a predicted model, not a curated record